Molecule: messenger RNA, 2223 nt
Organism: Acanthosepion pharaonis
Lineage: Eukaryota; Metazoa; Mollusca; Cephalopoda; Sepiida; Sepiidae
Source: the annotation of a GenBank genome assembly
AUGUAUAUUUCAUCCUUUUCUCUUUCCCUCUCUAUAUUUCUAUUGACGUUAACCCUUCUUUGCUACCAUCUCAAACCUUUUCUUCUUUUCCUCUCUCUUUUAUAUUUCUCCGACUCUUUUUCACUCCAUUCUCUUUUCCUCUCCAUAUUUCUUUAUUAUACCAUCUCAGUCCUUUCUCUUUCCCUCUCUAUAUUUCUGUUGACGUUAUUAUACCAUCUCAGUCCUUUCUCUUUCCCUCUCUAUAUUUCUGUUGAAGUUAUUAUCCUCCAUUCUUUUCCUCUCACUGUUGAGAUAUUGCCAUCUCACCUUUCUCUUUCCCUCUCUAUAUUUCUGUUGAAUUAUUAUACCAUCUCAACCCUUUCUCUUUCUCUCUCUAUAUUUCUAUUGACGGUAUUAUACCAUCUCACCCCUUUCUCUUUCCCUCUCUAUAUUUCUGUUGACGUUAUUAUACCAUCUCAGUCCUUUCUUACUCCUUUCUCUCUUCCCUUCUCUAUAUUUCUUUAUUAUACCAUCCAUCUUCCCUCUCAAUAUUUCUGUCCGUUAUUUUCUCUUUCCCUCUCUAUAUUUCUGUUGACUUUUAUUAUACCAUCUCAGUCCUUUCUCUUUUCUCUCUAUAUUUCUAUUGACGUUAUUUUUACCAUCUCACCUUUCUCUUUCCCCUUCUAUAUUUCUAUAUUUCUAUAUUUUGUUGACGUUAUUAUACCAUCUCACCCCCCUUUUUUCUCUUUCCGAAGUUAUUAUACCAUCUAUAUUUCCUCUCUAUUGACGGUUAUUAUACCAUCUCAUGUCAUCCCUUUUCUCUUUCCUCUCUAUAUUUCUAUUGACGGUAUUAUACCAUCUCACCCUUUUCUUUUCCCUCCAUUUUCUGUUGACGGAUACCAUCUAACCCUUCUUUGUCCAUUUCUAUUGACGAAAAUAAUCACUCCUUCUCUUUCCCUCUCUAUGAGAUCGAAGUAUUUUAAAUUAUCUCAGUCCUUUCUCUUUCCCUGGGAUAUUUCUGGGACGUUAUUUAAAGUCCUUUUUUCCUUCUAUAUUUCUGUUGACGUUAUUAUACCAUCUCAUCUCUUUCUCUUUUCCCCUUUAAGAAAUAUUUAUACCAUCUCAACCUUUCGACUUUACCCUCAAUCUAUAUUUCCUUGUAAUUAUACCAUCUGUCCUUUUCUUUCCCUCUCUAUAUUUCUGUUGACGUUAUGGAAAAAUGACGCUCUUUGUUUCCCCUGUUAUGACUUAUUAUACCACACCCCUUCUCUUUCUCUCUCUAUAUUUCUAUUGACGCUGAACUAUAUUUCUGUUGACGUUAUUAACCAUCUAAUGAUUUCUUGCUAUUAUUAUACCAUCUCAACCCUUUCCCUUUUUUAUUUUCUGUUGAACGUUAUUAUUCCAUCACCCCUUUCUCUUUCCUUCUCUAUAUUUCUGUUGACGUUAUUAACCAUCUCAGCUGUUGAAGUUAUACCAUCUCCCACUUUCUCUUUUCCUGUCUCUAUACGACGUUAUUAUACCAUAGGAUAUAUUUUCAUUUACAUACCAUAUUAUUCUCUUCCUUCCAUAUUUCAGUUCUCAACCCCUUUCCCUCUCUAUAUUUCUGUUGAAAACCAAUCCUCCAGUCCUUUCUCUUUCCCUCUCUAUAUUUCUGUUGACUCUUUUCUUUCCCUCUCUAUAUUUCUGAUGAAAUUAUUAUACCAUCUCAAACCUAAUUUCCAUCUCUAUAUUUUUUGGAAGUAUUAUAUUCUCAUCCCUUUCUCUUUUUCCCUCUCUAUAUUUUCUGUUGACGUUAUUAUACCAUCAUCCUUUCUCUUUCCCUCUCUAUAUUUCUUCCUUUCUAUUUCCCCUCUAUAUUUUGUUAAGUUAUUAUUCCACCUUUCUCAUUCCUUCUUUAUAUUUCUGUUGAAGAUAUUUGAAUCUUUCCUUCUCUAUAUUUCUGUUUUAUUAUACAUCUCAACCCUUUCUCUUUCCUUUCUAUAUUUGGUUGGUAUUAUGUAUUUUCUCUCUAUAUUUCUGUUGACUCCUUUCUCUUUCCCUCUCUAUAUUUCGUUGACGGUAAUAUACCAUCUCAGUCCUUUCUUUCUCUCUCUAUUUCUGUUGAAGUUAUUAUACCAUCUCAGUCCCUUUCUCUAUAUUUCUGUUGAAGUUAUUUACCAUCUCUUUCUCUUCUCUCUCUAUAUUUCUGUUGAAGUUAUUAUACCAUCUCAACCCUUUCUCUUUCCCUCUCUAUAUUUCUAUUGA